Molecule: messenger RNA, 1885 nt
Organism: Onthophagus taurus
Lineage: Eukaryota; Metazoa; Arthropoda; Insecta; Coleoptera; Scarabaeidae
Product: putative tyrosyl-DNA phosphodiesterase
Biological process (GO): DNA repair
Cellular component (GO): nucleus
Molecular function (GO): double-stranded DNA binding; 3'-tyrosyl-DNA phosphodiesterase activity; single-stranded DNA binding
Source: RefSeq, a predicted model, not a curated record
ACCUCCAUCAUAAACAACUCGUUUGAGGUUAUGUCGUUUUAAUUUUCAAAAUUAAUUAAUAUUUUCUCAUAAAAAUGAGUGGAAAACACGAUAAAUAAUAAAAUAGAUAACUAUUACGUUCCUUAUCUAUGAUAACUAUAUAAAUUGAAUUGGUUACAUAAGAUAGUGAUUUCUAUAUCUGCGUAGUAUUAACUGUAUAUUUUGCUAAAAUCUCACAAAAAAAAUUAGUAAAAGAUGAACAAAGUUUGUCCACAAUCAGAAAAAUGUUGUGAAUUAAAUCCUGAUCAUUUUGACGAAUACAAACACCCUCAUUUAAACGAUUUGUUACAACAAGGUGAUAAUUUGUAUCUGCCAGAUAAUUUUCCUCAAAGUAGACAAGUUGUUAUGGAGCAACUAAGUGUUUUAAAAACAUUACGAAUUGAUGAUAUCAGUACACAAAAAGAUGCAUGCAAAGAUGAACCAAGUACAUCUAAUGCUGACUCAAACAAAAUCACUUCAAGGGCUGUAAAUUCCCCGAAACAUCAAAAAUACACCAUGGCAGAUAAAAUGAAAAGCAACUAUCCGUACAAUUUAUUUUUCACGAUACCUAAAUUGCAUGAUACAUUGAAUCAAAAAAAUUCAAUUACAUUUUCAGAUUUACUCUGCCCGAGUUUAGGUGAAUUAAAAUGUUCGUUACAAUUAAAUUUUCUCGUAGAGAUAGAAUGGUUAAUUGAACAAUAUAAAGUUCAUAAUGUCCACACCAAACCCUUAACAGUGGUAUAGGGUUGGGAUUUACCCGAUAUGACCGAUUACAUUCAAAAAUUUUUACCUAACGUUAAACACCAUCUAAUGAAAUUAAAGAAUCCGAUGGGACAUCAUCAUUGUAAAAUUGGCGUUUACGUUUAUACCGAUAACUCUAUAAGAAUUGUUGUGUCAACAGCUAAUUUGUAUUAUGAAGAUUGGAAUCAUUACAAUAACGGGUUAUGGGUGAGUCCGAGAUGUCCUCAAUUACCCAGAAACACACCCUGUGAUAAAGGAGAAAGCCCCACAGGGUUUAAAUCGACUUUAUUAAAAUAUUUGAAAACAUACAAACUAUAUCUUAUUAAAGAUUUUAUGAGAUAUAUUUCAAACGCAGAUUUUUCAAGCGUGAAAGUCUUUUUUGUGGCAUCAACUCCGGGAACUCAUUACCCAAACGGCACCGAGUGCCACCUUUACAGAACUUUAAAUCUUCUUUCUUCUCAUUGUAAAAUAGAUUCCAAUCCGGAUUAUUGGGAAGUUAACGUUCAAGCUUCAAGCUUGGGUUCAUUCGGAAAACGCCCUAUAGAUUGGUUACAAAGUGUGUUAUUACGAAGCUUAGCUUGUAGACAAAAUUAUUCGCCAAUACCGGACCCUCAAGUUAAUAUCAAUAUUAUUUAUCCAACCGUUGAUGAUGCUGUUUCAUGUCAUUUUGGAGAAGAUGGUGCUGGAUGCUUACAUUAUCAAAAAGACCUACAUAAAAAACAAUUAUGGUUGCAAACGUAUUUACGGAAAUGGUGUGCAGAUUCCUCAUCGAGAACGAAAGCGAUGCCCCAUAUUAAAACUUACUGCAGAAUAUCACCGUGUAAAUCAAAAUUGGCUUGGUUUUUAUUAACGAGUUCAAAUAUAUCGAGGGCUGGUUGGGGUUCUGGUAUCGGAAAAGAUGAGGGUGUUUGUGUGAGAUCGUAUGAAGCUGGGGUUAUGUUUUUCCCCAGUUUUUUCAACCAGGAAUACUUUGAAUUAAUUAACGGCGAAAAUAACGCCACAUUUCCAUUUAUGUAUGAUACGGUGCUAAAGAAUUAUGCUCCCGAUGACUAUCCGUGGACUGAUUAAGUGGUUUUUAAGGUUGUAAUAUUUAAGUUUUAUACUUUAAUAAAGUUUUUAAUAUCAA